Ochotona curzoniae (black-lipped pika) is the source of this 3782-nucleotide messenger RNA. RefSeq names its product KIAA0825 ortholog. The transcript has 19 exons. Lineage: Eukaryota; Metazoa; Chordata; Mammalia; Lagomorpha; Ochotonidae. Bases 47 to 3751 code for a protein of 1234 amino acids. The record is from RefSeq and is a predicted model, not a curated record.
AUUGGAAGACUGGCUCAUCCUUAGACUCUUCUGAAAUAAAAUUAGGAUGGAUUGGGGAGAUGAAUAUUCCCAUAAUUCUUUUGACCUACGCUGUUUGUUAAACUCAUUUCCUGGAGACUUGGAGUUUAAGCAGAUCUUCAGUGAUAUUGAUGAAAAGAUCGAACAAAAUGCAGUAAGCAUAGAACACUGCUUUAAGGAAAUACAGUCUGAAGUUCACAAACUACAUCCCGACGUGCAGCUGCAAACACCAGCAGAUUACUUUGAAUGGCUCAGUCACUAUAACUGUGAUGUGUCUAAGUCACCUUCCAUUCCCCAUGGAGAUGUGAGCAAAUUCCUCAGAACAGUGCAAGAUUUGUUAAAGAAUGAGCAAAAUCAAGAAGAAAUGAUACUGGAUUUACUGGGGGAGCUCUCCUGCCACAGCGGCGUCUCCUUGCCCUGGAGCCUGAGUGGGACAUCUUUCCAUUGCCUCUCCAGGACUUCCCUUCAUUCCGUGGAAGACCAUUCCCCUGUGGACGUCAAGUCUUUGUGGGAUGACAUAAGACUGCAUCUUCGACGCUUCUUAGUGAGCAGACUGCAGAGCCACAAUGAAAUACAUAAUUCACAACAAAAAAUCUCACUGAAAAGUCAGUGCCUACAGCAACUCUUGUUUCUUUAUCCAGAAUCGGAAGUUUUAAUCAAGUACCAAAGCAUACAGAAUAAAUUGUUGACUGGCCUCCUGCAGGACUGCCUUCCUUCUUACCGGAGAGAUUCAAAUUUAGCCGCAAUAGCUUGUGGCUACCAAAGCACAGUGCUCAAGUUAUACUUCAUGAUAGAAGAGGAUUUUAAUAUACUGUAUGAAAUUUUAGCUCCACUCUCAACAGUGAAAUUUGUUAAAGAAACUUACCUGGAUACUGUGACUGAAGAAAUGGCAAAAUUUCUUGAAAAUUUUCGUGGGCUGCAGUUCAGAGAAAGUGCUGUCGGUGUGGUUAAAGCAAGCAGGAGCUGCAGCAAGCACAGAGGAGCAGUGCAUGCUUUGGUCACUCCGGAAUGCCCACAGAAAGGAAAAAACUUCUGCCUUUCCUUGGAUGAACUCAGUUUCUUUGCACAGCUUAUAAAAUCCCUUUUGCAGCUGGAAAAAAAAGUCCAAGAAUUGUUUGAAGAAAUGUUUUUAUCAUUCAAAGUACCCAGGACUACUUCAGGGCUUCUGGAGAAAUCCUAUAAUGAAGUCUUAACAGGGAAACCGAGAGCAAUUGAAAGCAGGGUUCCUUUGGAACAAUUGCUUCCAUUAGAAGAGGCUACUUUACUGAAUUUUGACUGGAGAAGUGCGUUUAAGGAGUUGUCACUUCCCAUGGCAGACAGUAUAACCUCUGCCAUUGAAGACUUUUCAACAAAAAUUCUCCAAGAGGAACAGAAGGAGAGGUCUUCAGCUGUGAGCUACACCAUGAAGCUUGUAAACAUACAGCAAGCUUGGCAAGAGGGCCACGUGUUUCCUCAGGAGGAACAACCAAAGAAAAUUGCAAAGUUUUGUUCUGACAUCAUGGAAAAACUUGACACAAUGCUUCCACUGGCUCUGGCAUGCAGAGAUGAUUCUUUUGCGGAAAUUAGAGAAAACUUGGUGGAGGGCUGUUAUAAAGUGGCAACAGCUGUCCUGGCGAGACUGCGUGAGAGAGGCAAGGAGGUGCCUUCCACAGCACCCCUGAGGAACGUGCUGGCGCUGCUCUCCUCGGCAUUGUUCAUCCUGCAGCGCCUCACACAGUAUGACAGUCUGAUGAAAGAAACUACCAAACAACCCAUAUUCCUGGUGCCUGUCCAACGAUAUCAGGAAUUCAUCAACACUCUACAGUUUCAGGUUACGGACUACUGCGUCAGAGUUUGUGCUACAAGCAUUUUACAGGAUGCUGAGAGCCACCACUGGGAUGACUACAAAGCUUUUUAUGAGGGGGAGAGAUGCUCCUUCGCGCUCCAGAUGUGGCAUUAUUUCUGCUGGGCUUUACAUCAUGACCUCUGGACCAUCCUGCCCAACGCGUUAGCCCAGGAGAUCCUAGCGGAAGUGCUGGAAAAAUCCUUGGCUCUGCUGGCCUCCAGAUACGCUCGGGCCUGUCCCAGUUACAAGAGAACCCCCCAGAUAAGACUUGAUAUCACAACAAUUUUAAUUUGCACGGAGAACAUGUUAUGGUCAAUUUGUUCAUCUGUACAGCAACUUUUGAAUCCUCACCAACAUAGGGAUGAUAAAAUUUUUAAAAUUCAUAUCCACUGUAAUAAUCUUCUUACAACGCUAGUCAUUUUGACCUCACCCCUAACAGAACUAUAUAAGACGUUUCGGGAUGGCAUGGAUGAGUCGGCUUCUGAUUCCUUAAACUCAUUUUUUAAGCAACCAUUACAUUGGGUUUCUUGCCUUUCAUUCUUCUACCCUUCUUUACUCAGGACUCCAUCAGCUGGAGGCCUGGAAACCGAGGGUCAAUUGAGACUGCUCUUAUCCCAGCCAGGCUGUAAUUGGAACCUGCUCCUGGAAACGCUGCUGCAGUGUGAUGGUCUCUUACCGAGGAUCCUGCUCAAGGGCUCAAAACAAGUUUCUGACACGGAAAAUCACCUGCAAGGAUCCAGCUUGGUGGAAGCCAUCUUUAAAGUCCUGUACCACUGCAAUUUUUCUCCACAAACAUUUGGAAAUGUCUUUGUGAGCUACAUGGAAGAACACCAGUUAUGGGAGUUUUUACAUAACAUUCCAGUGUCAACAUGCACAGAGUCGGAGCUAGAGGUCAUCCGAUGCUUGAGGCUGGCGCUGACCGAGGCUGUCAAGGACAUUGUCCAGCAGACCGUAUCUGUGAUGACCUCUCGGAAAAACUGUGAGACAAACCCAACCAAGCCGUGUGUCCCUGAACGUUUGCUUGAGAGUAUUCCCCAAGAAUGCUGCUACAUUCCACGAGAGACCCAAAAGAAAGAACCGAGUAAAGGCUUCGCAAGGCUUGCUGCUGAGGCAGUAUCUAUUGUAAUCAGCAAGUUACCUACAGUGAUUGCAUGCUUGCCUCCCCCAAUUAAAUACUUCUUUUUUCUGUCUGAGAGAAAAAUGUCAAAAAACUUUGUUGAAUUGAAGAAAGCUGGCCUGCUUGUCUGGAACUUGAUUGUAAUUAUAUGUCGGAUAUUCGAAGAUGGGAACACCGCAGAACUUUUAACAGGUGCCUGCCUUGACAGAUGGAGCAAAGAGAAACUUGGUUUGAUUUGUGUGUGUUUGAAAAGCAUCAUGGGAGAGCCGAGCGGCCCUAAUCAGAUGGCCCAGAAGGUCAUCCAGAUCAUUGAGCAGCAGAAGCCCAACUGGAUCGAGCGCCAACUGUGGAAAGCAAAGAGACUGAGCGCUGAAUGUGCAACGAUGACAGCAGAGAAGAACCCAGCCUCGGAAGAAGGAGAUACUGCUCUUGAACUGACUGAGCAGAAAAUAAACACGACAGUCCUGGAUCUGUGCCACCAACCAGGUGGCAGCGAGUACCUGAGGCAAAUUUAUCACAUCAUGCGGCUCAAUGAGGAAUAUUUAAGACAACAGCUGUUUUCCAGAAAUGGUCCAGAGGAAAGGCCAUUAGGCAGUCCACCUCCGUGGAUGACCUUGAGGACUGAGGGGGACGAGCCUGUCUUUAACCCUUUCCACGUACACAAGGUGUUCAAUGAAAACAUGGUGGAUCAGGUGGCCAUCACAAAAUGGAACUGGAAUUGGUCAAAGUUGCUGCCAAAUUAUCUGGGACUGGGUAAGAUGACCUUCAGCAUCCUGCUCAAAAACAGGUAAGAAUUCUGGGGAUCUGGUUGAGCAGAAAGAU